Caenorhabditis angaria is the source of this 1339-nucleotide messenger RNA. NCBI's taxonomy places the organism in Eukaryota, Metazoa, Nematoda, Chromadorea, Rhabditida, Rhabditidae. The record is from the annotation of a GenBank genome assembly.
AUGAGAAAUCAUCUCCUGUUUAUUUUUAUAUUAUACUUGAAUAUAAAUUCAGUGCAAUCUGACAAAUACGAUCUACAAAAUCGCGGGGAUGAAAAUCUAGAAGCGGAGGAAGAGGAGGAGGAUGAACAAUCAACUGACAAGCGGUCAAAAUCAAUGUAUGAAUUUUUGUACAAGCGGAUGAAUCAGGAUGUCGUGAAGAAAAAACCAUUCAAGCCGAAUAUUUAUAUGAUUCCUGGUGGGUUUUUGACGGAUACGAUUUGAAUAAUUUUUCAAAAAUGCAAGAUUUUAGGACCGCAAGAUCCGUUACCUGGUCGAUCUCAUAUGGGAGACUAUUUCCCCGUCUUCCCAUUUCAAAAUCAAUACUCUGGAGGUCUAGACUUAGAUCCUUCUCCAGCUAGGGUAAAUAAGAACCUUCAUCUCAAAUGAAACCUUGAAUGUUUAGCACAUCGGAGGCGAUUUGAACCUGGCAAUUCCAUCCUGGGGAAUUCUCGAUCUCUACGGUCGCUACAACAAUCGCAUUCGUGAUACGACCACAAAGAUCGGGUAUAUGAAUCAUCCAGUGAAUAUGAUGGAUCUGGAGAAGGAAGAUCUUGUGAAGCUUAUGAGUGAUCCAUCGAUGUUGCAGAAUAGAAGUGAGGGGUUUUACUAGGUUUCCAAGUUGGCUUCCAAAUUUUUCAGAUGCCCAGCCCACUUUACCGAUAGGAAAGUUUGGAAGACAAUACGUUCCGAUGAGUUGUAAACCACCGAUGUGUAAUCCAUAUCACAUGAACUUCGGGAUGGGAGUAAGUUAACCCCCCUCCCCCUCCUAACAUUACUAAAUUCCACCCUCUUCCAGCUCGACCACGAUUGGGGAGGUUGGGAUGGAAUUGACGGAGAUAUCGAUGUUCCGUUGCCAAUCUCGAAAGGCGUUGCUUAUCGCUUCCCAUUUUCUGGAAACUUCUACACGGCAAGAGACAAUAUGACAGUGCAUUACGGACAGAAUUUGUCGCCGAUCGAACCGUUCUCGAGUUUGUUUGAUUAUCAGAAACAUCGAGAUCCGGCGCUUCGAAUUCCGAGAAAAUGGGAUAAGCGAAGUGUGAAAGAGUAUCCGGAGGAACAGAUUAGAAAGUAUAAAGAGAGAUUUGUUGAGAAAAAUGCGAGGAGGAAAUAUAAGAUAAGAUCGCAAAUUCCGCAGAAUUUUUAUACACCAAUACCACUUCCGAAUGUUCGCCAAAUGUAUCCGAUUGUUAGGCAAGAGUCACAGUUCUAUUAUUAUUCUUCUCAAUUUCCAUUUGGACAUGCACAGUAUUUUGAAAGACCAGUCAGAAGAAGAAGACCGUAUAUUAUUUAUCACUAUUAA